Messenger RNA from Hymenoscyphus albidus, 735 nucleotides. Lineage: Eukaryota; Fungi; Ascomycota; Leotiomycetes; Helotiales; Helotiaceae. The record is from the annotation of a GenBank genome assembly.
UGCUGAUCUUGCGAAAAAGGCGUGAACAUUUUUUUUAGCGCCGCCUCCCGAUCACCUUCUUUGAGCGCAACCUUGAGCCCAGUACAAAGACUACAGCUCCCCACCACAUCCACCGAUCACUUACACCAUUUCGCAACGCCCUACCUGUCAUAUCGAGUCUACGUCUAUCCAUUAAUUGCGUGCACAAUGAUUAUUCCAGUGCGGUGUUUCUCUUGCGGAAAGGUAUAGUCCCUUCACCUCAGCGACCCUCAUACCUCAACUGACGCAGUAAAUACAGGUUGUCGGAGACCUUUGGGAGCGCUAUCUGAAGCUUAUUGACGAGGGAGUCGCGGAUGGGUUAGUUUCUACGGAUUGCAAAUUCAUGGCAUGGAAAGCUCUGAGCGCUGACGAAUUCUAAAGGGACGCCAUGGACCAACUUGGCUGCAAAAGAUACUGCUGUCGUCGUAUGGUCAUGACACACGUGGAUCUGAUCGAGAAGCUCCUCAAGUCAGUUCUGCCUUGCUCGAAUAUCUAUUGCGGCUUUCGGCUGUCCAGAUUCUUCUUGCGCGCUUAUACUAAAUGCCCAUACAGGUACAACCCAGCGGACCGAGACCAAAAGAAAGCAGCUCUGAAUUGAAUAAUCGAACGCAUAAGUCGCAGGCAUCGGAGUCGGUUGGGAAACUCAGCGGUUAUUUUAGAGGCGUAUUGAAAAUGGCGUUACGGGUUGGGAGAGUCUUCGGGACUACACAUUUCAGA